AUGCCGUUGUCGUGUCGAUUUUACCAAGAGAAAUAUCCCGAGGUCGAAGAUGUGGUAAUGGUAAACGUUAGGUCAAUCGCGGAAAUGGGUGCUUAUGUGCAUUUACUCGAAUAUAAUAACAUUGAGGGCAUGAUAUUGCUCUCUGAAUUGUCGAGAAGACGCAUAAGAUCUAUCAACAAAUUGAUUCGUGUUGGUAAAACUGAACCGGUUGUCGUUAUCAGAGUUGACAAAGAAAAAGGUUAUAUAGAUUUGUCAAAGCGUCGUGUAUCAGCAGAAGAUAUCGAUAAGUGUACCGAGCGAUACGCUAAGGCUAAGGCCGUCAACUCCAUCCUUCGACAUGUGGCUGAACUCCUCCAUUACCAGAGCUCAGAGCAGCUUGAAGAGUUGUACAAGCAGACUGCAUGGCACUUUGAAGAUAAAUAUAAGAAAAAGGCAUCUGCUUAUGAUUUUUUCAAACAAGCUGCAGUAGAUCCAUCUGUCCUUAAUGAAUGUGGCCUUGAUGACAAAACAAAGGAGGUUCUACUUGCCAAUAUUAAGAGGAAACUCACCUCUCAGGCUGUUAAAAUCCGUGCUGAUAUCGAGUGUGCUUGCUAUGGUUAUGAAGGCAUUGAUGCUGUCAAGGCAGCACUAAAAGCUGGACUUUCUCUUUCCACACCUGAGCUGCCAAUUAAAAUUAAUCUAAUUGCUCCGCCUUUGUAUGUAAUGACCACUUCUACACCUGAAAAAGCAGAUGGGUUAAAAGCUUUACAAGAUGCGAUUGAUAAAAUUCAAGAUACUAUAACUACCGCGGGUGGUGUGUUCAACGUUCAGAUGGCUCCUAAGGUAGUGACAGCCACGGAUGAGGCAGAGCUGGCGAGACAGAUGGAAAGGGCAGAGGCUGAAAAUGCUGAGAUAGAUGGCGACUCUGCUGAAGAAGAUGAGGACCAAGGUAUGGGUGACGCCGGUAUGGAUGAGGAACCGCAACAGAAUGGUGCCUCUGAUGAGGAAGAUGACAACUAAUAUUGCUAUUGUAUAUGAUAUGGUUAAAUAUAUGCACUCUUUUAUACAAUA
This is a messenger RNA of Melitaea cinxia (Glanville fritillary), 1050 nucleotides long. RefSeq names its product eukaryotic translation initiation factor 2 subunit 1 (gene eIF2alpha). The transcript has 6 exons. Lineage: Eukaryota; Metazoa; Arthropoda; Insecta; Lepidoptera; Nymphalidae. Gene Ontology annotation, molecular function: ribosome binding; translation initiation factor activity; RNA binding. Gene Ontology annotation, cellular component: multi-eIF complex; eukaryotic translation initiation factor 2B complex; eukaryotic translation initiation factor 2 complex. Bases 1 to 999 code for a protein of 332 amino acids. The record is from RefSeq and is a predicted model, not a curated record.